GUGCUCGGCUUAGAUCCGCAACAUCAGGCAUCUCUAUUAAAAGUAAUAAUUCUAGGUCUCAUUGCUGCUGUAGCAAUUUCUAGUAGAUUAUUUAGUAUUAUUCGCUUUGAAAGUGUUAUUCACGAAUUUGAUCCAUGGUUUAAUUAUCGGACAACUCGUCGUUUGGUUCAAACAAACUUUUACGAAUUUUGGAAUUGGUUCGACGAACGAUCGUGGUAUCCGUUGGGCCGUGUUGUCGGUGGAACGGUUUACCCUGGUUUGAUGGUGACUUCAGCUACUAUACAUAACAUUCUUCACGCGCUCAACUUUCCCGUUGAUAUACGCAACAUAUGUGUACUGUUAGCUCCUUUAUUUUCAGCUUUCACCGCUGUUGCUGCAUAUCUUUUGACUUCUGAAAUGAAGGAUUCUUCUGCUGGUCUUUUGGCUGCUGCCUUUAUUGGGGUAGCCCCUGGUUAUAUUUCUCGUUCAGUUGCUGGUUCAUACGAUAAUGAAGGCAUCGCGAUAUUUUUACUCAUGUUUACCUUUUAUUUAUGGAUCAAAUCCCUUAAGGAGGGUUCUGCAUUCUUUGGUGGUUACGUAUUUAUUAUCAAUCUUAUCCCUCUUCAUGUGUUUGCUCUGAUUUUGAUGGGCCGGUUUUCCACCAGGCUCUAUGUAGCAUAUUCUUCUUUUUAUGUUCUUGGUACUUUAAUGUCAAUGCAAAUCCCUUUUGUUGGAUUUCAACCAACAAGAACAAGUGAACAUAUGGCUGCCUUAG
Messenger RNA from Racocetra persica, 754 nucleotides. NCBI's taxonomy places the organism in Eukaryota, Fungi, Glomeromycota, Glomeromycetes, Diversisporales, Gigasporaceae. The record is from the annotation of a GenBank genome assembly.